Messenger RNA from Fonticula alba, 624 nucleotides. RefSeq lists its product as hypothetical. Gene Ontology annotation, biological process: regulation of actin filament polymerization. Gene Ontology annotation, cellular component: cortical actin cytoskeleton; plasma membrane; actin filament. Lineage: Eukaryota; Rotosphaerida; Fonticulaceae. The transcript has 3 exons. The record is from RefSeq and is a predicted model, not a curated record. Gene Ontology annotation, molecular function: actin filament binding. The coding region runs from base 98 to 523 and encodes 141 amino acids.
CAGACACCUCUUUUUUUUUGAGUGCGGAAUUCCUCUGCCCUCUGCCCUCGCGCCCCCUUUUCACCUCUCCCCCCCCCCUCCGCAUACCACCGACAACAUGAGCUGGGACAACACCCGCGCCGUGGCCGAUGCCGUCCACCAGCACCUGAGCCCCACCAACCCGGCCGGCUCCUUCCUCAUCACCGGCUACAAGGACGACAACACCCUGACCGUCCUGGAGUCUGGCACCGGCGGCGUCGAGGUCCUCAAGGAGCGCCUCGCCGAGGACAAGGUCCUGUACAUCCUCCUCCGCAUCACCGACAUCAAGGACGGCAACGCCCUCUACCGCGACGUCCUCCUCAGCUGGUGGGGCCCGAAGGUCAGCAAGAUCAAGGCCGCCCGCAUGCGCACCCACCACUCCCUGGUCUUCGACACCCUCCGCCCCAACCACAGCCAGCUCGAGGUCCUCGGCAAGCGCGAGUUCACUGAGCAGAUCAUCCGCGACCGCUCCAGCCCCGGGUCCGGCUCUCACGUCAUUGAGUAAAUCCCCCACAAGCUGCCCGCCCUCGCCGCCGCGCGCGCCCUUCCCGUGUGGUGGCCUGUGUACACACAUGCCCCCUCCACACACACACACACACACGCGCG